Erigeron canadensis is the source of this 1230-nucleotide messenger RNA. Its product is annotated as protein STRICTOSIDINE SYNTHASE-LIKE 13. The coding region runs from base 1 to 1230 and encodes 409 amino acids. Gene Ontology annotation, biological process: biosynthetic process. NCBI's taxonomy places the organism in Eukaryota, Viridiplantae, Streptophyta, Magnoliopsida, Asterales, Asteraceae. The record is from RefSeq and is a predicted model, not a curated record. Gene Ontology annotation, molecular function: strictosidine synthase activity. The transcript has 4 exons.
AUGGAGAAGAAAAGAAAACGAGAACAAGAACAAGAAGAAAGUCGGUUACAACAUCAGUUAGUUCUGGUACUAGCUUUUGUUAUUGGCUUUGUUGUUAUGGACCCUUUUGAAAUGAGCCCGGUUGGUGGGCAAGAUUUUAAACCCGUGAGACACAAUAUUGCACCAUAUGACCAAGUGAUGGGAAAUUGGCCAGGUGACAAUCUUAGUCGGUUAGGACUUGGAAACUUAGAGUUUGUAGAUCAAGUUUUUGGACCCGAGUCAUUGGAGUUUGAUCCGCUAGGACAUGGUCCAUAUAGUGGCUUAGCUGACGGCCGGAUUGUAAAAUGGUCAGAAGUAACUAGAAGAUGGGAAACAUUCGCUCUCGUUUCACAAAAUUGGACAGAAAAGUUAUGCGCGACAGGAAAAGACUCAACAACAUACAAGCAAUGGAAAAAGGAGGAGACGUGUGGGAGACCGCUUGGAUUGAGGUUUGACAAAGGUAGCGGAAAUCUGUACAUUGCUGAUGCGUAUUAUGGACUUAUGGUUGUCGGUCCCAAUGGUGGAUUAGCUAGACCAUUGGCCACUGAGAUCGACGGGCAACCCAUACUCUUUGCAAAUGACCUUGAUCUUCAUAGUAAUGGCUCCAUAUUCUUUACAGAUACCAGCAGGAAGUACAAUAGAGUGAGACAUUUCUUUAUAAUGUUGGAAGGAGAAUCAACAGGAAGACUCCUUAGAUAUGACCCUCCUACAAAAUCAACUCAUGUUGUAUUAGAUGGGCUGGCCUUCCCAAAUGGGGUUCAAUUGUCAAAGGACCAAUCUUUUCUUCUAUUCACUGAGACUACAAAUUGCAGGCUUAUGAAGUUAUGGAUAGAGGGUGAAAAGAAGGGCAGCGUCGAGCUAGUGGCAAACUUGCCUGGUUUUCCAGACAAUAUAAGGAUAAACGAUAAGGGACAAUUUUGGGUGGCUAUUGAUUGUUGUAGAACUAAACCUCAAGAAGUCUUGACAAAUAAUCCAUGGAUGAGGAGUCUAUAUUUUCGACUUCCUUUGAGGAUGCAAGAUUUGGCCCGGUUGAUGGGAAUGAAAAUGUACUCGGUGAUCACCCUUUUCGGCGAACAAGGGGAGAUCUUGGAUGUUCUUGAAGACAAACAAGGUGUUGUGAUGAAACUAGUAAGUGAAGUUAGGGAAGCCAAAGGGAUGUUGUGGAUAGGCACUGUGGCACAUAAUCACAUUGCAACUUUACCUUACCCUUGA